Cooperia oncophora is the source of this 471-nucleotide messenger RNA. The record is from the annotation of a GenBank genome assembly. Lineage: Eukaryota; Metazoa; Nematoda; Chromadorea; Rhabditida; Trichostrongylidae.
AUGCAAAUGUCCACUGCUUCUGAGGAUAUGUGCCCAAGGGGUGGGAUGUCUGGUCAAAGUCAUGUGUUGGGUGCAUUUGAGUGGAACACCACGGCUCCGUUAUCGAGGACUCCGGACGCGUUGCUUGUCCAGACCGGCUGCUGUUACGAAGAACGAGGAUCGGGGCACUUAUACGCGGAAAACCGAGAAAGCAUAGUGGCGAUGAUGAAUGAAAGGCUGAAAGGCGUUCGUCUGGUCGGCGAUGACGUAUCGCUGGCCCUGCGCGCGGAUAACGGAGAGCUACACACGCUUAAAAUGACUACAAACCACUACGGUGCAGCGUUUGUCGGCCUUCCGAAUGGCACACAUCAUGUUCAAGUGAUGAAAGGCGAACAACUUUAUGCAGAAUUCAAUGUCCAGGUUUGCUUGAAUGUUUCAAUUUGUUCAACACAUAGAAAAAAAAUCAGUAUUGCUGGAGCCGAUCUUGACUGA